CUCGCGGUUGAAUGGGCUGGCUGGCUAUUCUUCUAAAGUGUACUUUCAGUUUUGCUCCUCUCUUUGACGUCCAGGACCACAUUUACCAUGUCCAAAACACGAGAUGCUCUUGGCAAGCCCGAGACGUUGACAUACCAUACGACCCCACGUGGACAUCAAGUCAAGAUUGAUGUGCGGGGUAAAGGUGGUCCUGCGCUCAUCACGUUCCAUGGUGGAGGUAUUAUUCAGGGCAGUCGAGUUGAUGGGCAUAUCCCGUCGAAUUGGGAGGCUAAAUUUCCUGGGACAUGGAUCGCAGCGGAUUAUCGACUGUUGGUACCUUCUGUAGGAUCCGAUAUCCUGGAAGACAUCAGGAUUUUGCUGGAUUAUGUCUUGACUCUUCCGAUAGACCAUCACAAGAUCUUCCUCUUCGGAGGAUCGGGCGGAGGCUAUCCUAUGCGACUAGCGGCUAUGCUCGCUGCUCAAGAGAGUCAAAAACCUGAACCGAGGUACACUGUGAUAGGCUGCAUUUCCUACUGUGGAAUGGCUGGAGAUUUCCUCUUGGAUCACUGGUUCAAGCCUAUCAUUCCGAGAGAUAUGAACAUCUCCGAAGAAGGGAUCAAGCAGAAAGUGGACUCUCUCAAGCCUGAUCUCGAUCACAUGCGAGGGGGAGAAGAGCAAUCGGAUUGCUCGUUCGAUGUCACUCGAAAUCCCAAUAGAGACGUCAUCUGGCAGACUUGGCACUUGACAGGGACUAUCAACGAUUCCAUCACUGGAGAUCAAGGAUUCAGCGAGAAGAUGAAGUCCAUUCCAUACGAAAAGAGACUCGAGUCUAUCCCUGAAAAGCUCGUCCCUUUCCUCCCUCAAGCAUUCAUUGAGAAAAACGGUGCCAUCCUCCCUCCUUUCCUCCUGGUCCAUGGUAACAAGGACACCAUCAUUCCGUAUGAGGAAUCAGUCAACACUGAGCGCGCUAUCAAAGCGAGCGGAGGUAAAGCCGAGCUGUUCACGGUCGAAGGCGCAGAUCACGAUAUGAAAAAGCCCGGAGAGGCUUCGGACGCGAUCACCGAGAGUGACGAGUAUGCGCUCAAAUGGAUGAACGAGAGGAUCCGAGAGGCGACCAAAUGAAGGAGACAUCAGACACUAUCAUGCAUC
Messenger RNA from Kockovaella imperatae, 1128 nucleotides. Its product is annotated as Alpha/Beta hydrolase protein. The coding region runs from base 88 to 1101 and encodes 337 amino acids. Gene Ontology annotation, molecular function: serine-type peptidase activity. The record is from RefSeq and is a predicted model, not a curated record. Lineage: Eukaryota; Fungi; Basidiomycota; Tremellomycetes; Tremellales; Cuniculitremaceae. Gene Ontology annotation, biological process: proteolysis. The transcript is spliced from 2 exons.